AUGCUUCGCCAAAAUCGGAGCAAGGUCGCCCCUACGCGGGCGGAGGGAGAGGGUUCAGAGCCACGUCGCGGGGCCGACUCCGAUCACCCUCGCGGCAGCUCUCUUGUUAGACAGGACUCGUCGUUUGUCACGAUUUCUGUCCAAGGACACGACGGGACGCCAGCCGCAGUAACUGGAUCCUCGAAACGGGCAUCUGCAGCUGAUUCAGACGAGGACGGAGAGGGACGCCGAGUGUGUUUGUGCUCGAAUCGGGCGUUCACGAAUUUUAUGCAGCAGCGCAUGCAAGCAUGGCAGCCUCUGCUCUCUCCCACGCGAACAGCUGGCAUUAUCGGGCUUGCCUCAGUGAUUCUGCUGUCUCUUGGAGUUCUCAUACUCGCUACUUCAAACAGUAUUCUCGAAUGUAAAGUUGACUACACAGAUGACGUUGGCGUCCGGGACAUCAUCGAGAUUGACUCCAGGCACUGCACUGACUCUCAAGUCACGGAACUGUCCGGCUCACUGUACUUCUUCUACGAGCUGACCAACUACUACCAAAACCACCGGCGGUAUUUGAAAUCCCGAUCCGAUUCCCAGCUCCAGGGCAAAGUGUACACGACGACCGGCGACGUGAAAACUGCAUGCAGUCCGCGCUACCUGGCGAGCGAUGGCAGAAUCCUCGACCCUUGCGGCUUGAAUGCUCUCUCGGUCUUCACGGACUCUUUCGAACUUCUGCGGAAGAGAUCGGAGGGCCGCUACGAGGUCAUUCCGAUGGACGAAACGCGAGACACGAUUUGCUGGCACUUCGACCUCGAUUCGAGGUUCAAAAACCCCAGCAAGGAGGAACGAGAGAAAUACGCCUCCUCCGUCGACUUUUGGCUCUUCGAACCUGCCAUGCGCAAGGCCCUACACAUGGACGUGCCCGGAGUGGGUGAAGGCGUCGAAAACAGCCACUUUAUUGUGUGGAUGCGCGAGGCCGCGUUACCGAACUUCCGGAAAAUCUACGGAAAGGUGGAAGAGACGCCCCUGAAACUGCCCAUCUACGUGAACAUCACAGGAGAUACAUAUGACGUCAAGUCUUUCGGAGGGCGGAAGUACGUCGUCAUCUCACAAGCUUCGUGGCUCGGCGGGCGAAAUGCACUCCUGGGCAUCUUUUACAUCGUUGUCGGCGCUGUGUGCCUGGUCGUCUGCCUCGUCAUAAUGUAUGCCCAAGCGCAGAACCCGAGACGUAUGGGAGACAUCUCGUGGCUUCGCAAAGCUCUCUAUGCGGAGGGGUAG
Messenger RNA from Neospora caninum, 1254 nucleotides. RefSeq lists its product as hypothetical. Gene Ontology annotation, cellular component: endoplasmic reticulum; plasma membrane; Golgi apparatus. The transcript is spliced from 6 exons. The record is from RefSeq and is a predicted model, not a curated record. Lineage: Eukaryota; Apicomplexa; Conoidasida; Eucoccidiorida; Sarcocystidae. Bases 1 to 1254 code for a protein of 417 amino acids.